UCACAAAUAUUGAAUGCUCGUUCUUAUCUUUUUCUGAUCUUUGAAAACAGAUUUUUUGUUAUGGUAUAGGCACCGUGCGAAGUCAUGGUAGGGGAAGCCGAAAUGGACACUAGCGCACGCAAUGGAUAACUUUGGCAGUAAAAGUCGGUGUUUUUUAUUUUGGUGUUCACAAAACAUACGUGUGACAAUUAAUUUUAUGAUAUUUUUAAAAAAAUGGGUAGAAAUAGCCAUCGCAGUUGCUGUGUAGUAAAUUGUAAAAUUACGAGUGCAAAAAGUGAUUGUAAAUUUUACAAAUUUCCGACUGCCAAAUGGAAAAUCAAUCAAAGAAAAAUGUGGAUAGCUGCAGUGAGGAGGCAAAAGUAAAUAGUAUCCUAACCUUUAUUUUCGUAACAUCAAUGAUACUGAAAAUAGCUUGUGUUCUAAUAUUUUCCUGAUGGAUCACAGUGGAUUCUCAAAUCAUACGAUUAUAUCUGUAGUAAUCAUUUUAUUGGAGGCAAAAAAUCUGAAGAGGAGUUAAUUAAGUCCUAGCUAUAUUCCUGCAAUAUUUCCUCCAAUUUACAAGUAUCGAAAAGUGAAUGAACUUUCUGCUGAGAACAGGUACAAGCGUUUAAAGGAUCGUCGAAUGAAAAAAAAAUUAUCAUCAACAUCUUAUACUGAGCCACCAAUUAAUGAAUUUGUUGAAAUAAUGAUUGAAAAUCCACCAGUAUCACCACAGAAAGUCGACCACGGGUGUCAAGUAGACUUUUACUCAAAUUUUGAUGUAAAUUCUCAAACAUUUAUUUGCAACAGAUACAUCAAAGAUGAAAUAUCUUAUGCUGAAACUCAAACGGAAAUUACAGAAGUUACUGGAGCAACCAAAGUUAAUUAUACUAAUAAAAAAUAUGUAACAAAAAAAUGUGGGACAGUUCAUAAGACAUUUGUUGAUCAAGAAAGUCAAGCUGAUGAUUCACGAUUUGCAGGAUUUUCAUCAAUAACUAAGAAUCAUGAGUUAAUUGAUAUUGCAGGUGUUACUUUUGAAAUUUUUGAAUUUUUAUUAGAAAGAACAUGUGCACUUGGAAAAUGCAAAGUGCCUAAAAAAGAUAGAUUGCUAAUAUUUUUAAUGAAAAUGAAAACUGGAUUAACAUUCUCAGCAYUGAGUGUAUUAUUCAAUGUUCAUAGGACGACUAUUUCAAGAAUUUUUUCAGAAAUCUUGCAAAAAUUAGCUGGUACAACUAGAAAUUUAGUGUUUUGGCCAGAUAUUGACGCUGUACAAGAAACAAURCCUAAAUGUUUUCAUCCACAAUACAGCAAUACCAGAGUUAUAAUUGAUUGUACAGAAUUCAGGAUUAAAAUUCCUGCAAGUGUGGACAAUCGUGUUUUUACAUAUUCUCAGUAUAAAAAAAAUUUAACUGUUAAAGUUCUUAUUGGUAUUACUCCCGGAGGUUUCAUUUGUUUUAAAUCCAAAAUAGCUGGAGGACGAAAGUCUGAUUCUCAAUUGACAAUAGAAUCAGGACUGCUUGAUUUAUUAGAAGAUGGUGACACUGUUUUGGCUGAUAAAGGAUUUCCAGAAAUAAAGACUGUCAUUGAUUCAAGUGGUAAAAAAAUAAAAAUGAUAAUGCCACCGUUUUUAGAACAAAACAAUGAAUUUACAAAGGAACAAACUCAACAAACAUACAGUAUAGGAAGAGUAAGAAUUCACAUGGAAAGAAUAAUGCAACGUCUGAAGACCUAUGAAAUAUUAAAUAAAAUCCCAGAAAAUUUAUUACAUUGCAUUAAUGACAUUAUGCAUGUUUGUUGUGUUUUAGUUAAUUUACAGUCCCCAAUAAUUUCUGAUAAAAAAGAUACAGAAAAUGGAUAGUAAAUA
This is a messenger RNA of Polistes dominula (European paper wasp), 1843 nucleotides long. RefSeq lists its product as uncharacterized. The record is from RefSeq and is a predicted model, not a curated record. Lineage: Eukaryota; Metazoa; Arthropoda; Insecta; Hymenoptera; Vespidae.